CGCGCAGCGCCGGGCGCGGAGCGGGAGCGGCACCAGGCCCGGCCAUGGUCGGCCGGGAGAAGGAGCUCCGGAUUCGCUUCGCGCCGGGCCGCUGCGAGCUCGUCGAGGAAGAUGUUGACGUUCCCAGUAGGCGAGUUUUGAUCACUGGUGCUACGGGACUUCUUGGCAGAGCUGUGUUUAAAGAAUUCCGUGAAAAUAACUGGAAUGCAGUUGGCUGUGGAUACAGGAGAGCUCAGCCCAGAUUUGAACAGAUUAAUCUUCUGGACUCUAUUGCAGUUCAUGACAUUAUCCAUGAUUUUCAGCCUCAUGUUAUAGUGCAUUGUGCUGCUGAAAGAAGGCCAGAUAUUGUAGAAAGUCAACCAGAUGCUGCUUCUCAGCUCAAUGUGGCUGCUUCAGCAAACUUGGCAAAAGAGGCAGCUGGAGUUGGAGCGUUCCUGAUCUACAUUAGUACAGACUAUGUGUUUGAUGGAACAAGCCCUCCUUAUAAAGAGACUGAUGUACCAAAUCCCCUGAAUUUAUAUGGUAAAACCAAGCUGGAGGGUGAAAAGGCAGUCCUGGAAAACAAUGAAGGAGCUGCAGUACUUAGGAUUCCUGUCUUGUAUGGAGAGGUAGAAAGACUGGAGGAAAGUGCUGUGACUGUUAUGUUUGAUAAAGUACAGUUCAGUAAUAAAUCUGCCAACAUGGACCACUGGCAGCAGAGAUUUCCUACCAAUGUCAAGGAUGUAGCAGCUGUUUGCAGACAACUGGCAGAGAAGAGAAUGAUGGACCCAUCAGUAAAAGGAACAUUUCACUGGUCUGGCAAUGAGCAGAUGACUAAGUACGAGAUGGCCUGUGCAAUUGCAGAUGCUUUCAACCUCCCCAGCAGCCACUUGAGACCAAUUACUGACAGUCCAGUUGUGGGUGCUCUUCGCCCCAGGAAUGCUCAGCUGGACUGCUCCAAGCUGGAGAUGCUGGGGAUAGGCCAGAGAACACCAUUUCGAGCUGGGAUCAAAGAGUCACUUUGGCCUUUCCUUAUUGACAAGAGAUGGAGGCAGACAGUCUUCCAUUAGUUUGUAACUUUUUUAGUAAAAGUAUGCUAUGUGGCACUUUUUUAAAAGAAAAAAAUAGUUUUGUAUGAGUGUUCUUAAAUUGUGACAUUUAUGAGCUUUCAUUUAAUCGGGUAAACAAAUGGUCUUGCACUAGUGAAACUGUUAGCCUAAAAAAAGUUCAGUGACAAGAACUGAGCCUAUUUGAUGUCAUGCAUCUCUCCUUCCAUUUGUACCAGUCUAACUUAAUAUCUGUUCCAGGCAGAUUGAGGUUCUUAGUAAUCAGUGCCAUGUGAUGCUAAGAAUCACUUCACUUGCUGACUUACUUUUGGCUGAACUAUGUUGUUGAUGCUUAAGAUCUGUGUCAUUGUUGUAUAUACCAUUUCUCCUCAUUAAAAGACAUGGUCGGUUACUUUAUUAUCAAAAAUUCGAGUUUUUUGUUUUUAACUUCUGCAGGUGGUGUUCUUAGGGAGUUAAGCUGAAGUAGGAAUAGUUAAAUACUUGUUUUGCUUGAGCUCUGAUCAAAAUGUUUUUUAAAAAAGUGAAACCUUAUUUUUGCAAUUAUCAAGUGUACUUUUUAUGCUUGAAAUAUUUUCAGAAUGUUCUGUAACUCGAAUGCCUGCAGCUUUGUAUUUGUACAGUAAGUUGUAUGCAUUUGUUUAAACGGUGACUUGUAAAAGCUAGAAGGGGGUGGGGAGGGUGGGGAAUAGUUUUGACCUGGGGUUUUUUUUGGGUGGGGGACUGGAGUUGGAGGAUUCCUUUUUUUUUUUUUUUUUUUUUGACUGGGUGGGUGGUUGUUUUUCUUACAAAAGCAUAAAAUAUCUUCAUCUUUCUCUUUUUGGGGGGCAGUAUUUGGGAUUGGUUAAGCUGAUGGGAAGAAUUUGUUUGUUAGUUGAUACAGUGAGAUGGAGAGGAAAGGUGUUUAAGAAUUUGUAGCACUGCGGCUUCUUUUGCACAGACUGUCAGACCUUGCACUGAUGCAGCUUGUUCUGGAACAGCAAAGUGCUUGUGUUGAAGGUUUGCAGCAUAAUAAUGUAACCACAAUAGUCUAAUAUAAGUCUUUAGUCUGCUUAAGUCUUAUCUUUAAAGCUGGACUCAAUAGCCAGGUAAAGUGGAGGAAGAACACGUUUGUAAAGGUUUGCUUUCUUCUGAAGUUGUAGAAUUAACAAUAUAAAUGUUCUUCUAUUGGCAGGAGGUUAUUAGGAAAGCCAAUAAAAGGUGCAGUUGAAUGAUCAUUUAUUUUUCUGAGGCUUAAAUAAAGGAGGAGGGAAAGAUGUUCAGAUUUAAUUUGAAAAAAAAAGAAGGGGGUUGAGGGGAGACACACAAAAAUAGACCAACUGAAGGUCUUGUAAAGGUGAGCUUUAUGUUCAGUCAUUUAAUUUCAACUGGCAUAUGCUAAGCAUUCAUAAUCCCAAUUUGUUUUUAGUCUGAAGUCCUGUUAUACACAUGGUAAUUUAUCUCCAAAAUGACAAUAAAUAUAUAUUGCCAGCAUGAGAAACAGUAGUUGAUUCUUUCUUUACCAUUAGGAUUUGUUUAUCUGGAUCAUAAAUAUUUGCAGUUCUUCUUGAAAUCUCUGUGCCGUUUCAGUGUUGGUUUUUUUCCUCUCUUUAUUUCAGUAACUAUUUCCAGAGUCAGAUUAGGUGAGAUCAGUUUCUCUGACAAUGUGUCACUGCCUUGGGGAUGUGAUAAAUGUACACACAAAAGGUACAGAAGGUUUUGAAAAUAUGAGCCUGAAACAUCCUGGGCCUCAGUGCUGGAUCAGGAAGAUUCUGAGUACACCUCCUCCCCUCGCAGGGAACAGUUUGCCCAGGAAGGAAGAAAGAUGAUUUCUUUCCCAAACAUAAAGCACCUGAUUGGGAUGAGUUGGGCAUUUUACUGGCAGGAGGGAAUUGCAAUUUUUGAAUUUUAUUUUCCACACUGAGCAAGUGAGUCAGUCCCAGUCCUAGUGCUGUAAACACUGAACUGUGACAGUGCACAGUUUUGACAAUUCAAAGUUUAUUUUGAAGUGCAAG
Molecule: messenger RNA, 3037 nt
Organism: Neopelma chrysocephalum (saffron-crested tyrant-manakin)
Lineage: Eukaryota; Metazoa; Chordata; Aves; Passeriformes; Pipridae
Gene: MAT2B
Product: methionine adenosyltransferase 2B
Exons: 7
Coding region: 45-1049 (334 amino acids)
Biological process (GO): S-adenosylmethionine biosynthetic process
Cellular component (GO): methionine adenosyltransferase complex
Molecular function (GO): methionine adenosyltransferase regulator activity
Source: RefSeq, a predicted model, not a curated record